Messenger RNA from Aspergillus homomorphus CBS 101889, 973 nucleotides. RefSeq lists its product as uncharacterized. The record is from RefSeq and is a predicted model, not a curated record. Bases 57 to 962 code for a protein of 301 amino acids. The transcript has a single exon. NCBI's taxonomy places the organism in Eukaryota, Fungi, Ascomycota, Eurotiomycetes, Eurotiales, Aspergillaceae.
CACUCAUAUACAUCCCCCCCUCCUUCUAGGCUUAAACCAAAAGCAAACUAUCAAAAAUGAUGGCCUGCUUCACCCUCCCCUCACCCCCAGACCCCAACGCGCCGUCCCCGGACCCAGCCACACUACUGCUCCCCCCACCCCUAGAAGGCUGGUACGUGACCAUGGAAGAAGCGACGCAGAAGACGCGGGACUUUGCCGAAGCCCACGGCUACCGACUGGUCAAGAAGCGAUCCAGCAAGGGCCGCGACACGGAUCAGGUGCGAUCGCUCUACCUGAUCUGCGACCGCGGGUUCGUCAAGCCCUCCGUGGCCAAGAUCCGCAAGCCGCGCCAGAACCCCAAGCGCAUCGGCUGUCCCUUCGACAUGUCCAUCACCUGGAACCAGCACUUCGGGCUCUACCAGGCGCGCGUGCGCAACCCCGCCCACAAUCAUGGGCCCAGGGAGCCCGAGCCCAGUCCUGAGCCGGCGCCCGAGUCGACCCUGCCAUUUUUGAGUGAGGAAAUGCCUAAACGGCGCCGGGUUGGGGGGGAGGAGUCUGCGACGCUGGGGUCCGGUGGGGAUGAGGAGGGGGAGGGGGAGGAUGAGGAUGGAGAGGAGGAUGAGGAUGAGGAUGCUGAGGGGGAAGAGGACGGCGAACAGCAGCAGCAGCAACAGCAGCAGCAGAUAAAGAAGCCGAAACCCGCGCCUCUUGUGAAACCGGUCAAGAUUCGCGGGCUGCGCGAUGUUGCCGUCAAGGCGUAUUGUGAGUGGCAGGAGUCGUAUGUUCAGAUCGCGGCCCUCAAGGCGGAGUUCCGUAAGGCCCGAGACCUGGCGUUGGAGAAUGGGAUGGAUCUGGAGCAGAUACACCUGGAUCAAGAUCCUGGGUUCUUCAUUGAGAACGGAGUGAAAAGGGGUAUUGCGAGGCGGUUUGUUGACGAUAUCAGUGAGUGGGCUAGGUUGUUUGAGGAGUUAUCGGGCCGUUGAAGCUGGUAGUC